Messenger RNA from Equus quagga, 2715 nucleotides. RefSeq names its product thymidine kinase 2 (gene TK2). Gene Ontology annotation, biological process: nucleobase-containing compound metabolic process. Gene Ontology annotation, cellular component: cytoplasm; mitochondrion. Gene Ontology annotation, molecular function: ATP binding; deoxynucleoside kinase activity. The transcript has 10 exons. The coding region runs from base 187 to 981 and encodes 264 amino acids. Lineage: Eukaryota; Metazoa; Chordata; Mammalia; Perissodactyla; Equidae. The record is from RefSeq and is a predicted model, not a curated record.
CUGGCUGCACCCGGCGGACCACUCCCCUUGCAUUAUUUUCAUUCCGGGAGAGAGGGUGAAAUACGACGGGGGCCCUUUAAGAGCCUUGUUCCGGCGGCCCGCCGCAGGAUGGAGGCGGCGAGCGGAGGCUGGCCCCGGCGCUGAUCGCGGAGACUGCGGCCCGGCAGCCCAGCCGCCCGGCCGGCCAUGCUGCUGCGACCGCUGCUGAGCUGCGCCGCCCGGGCGCUGCGCCGGGAGGGGCCUGCCAGCCUCGCCUCGGGGCCGGGGCCGCGGGGGGCGCAGCGCUGGGCCUGGCCUCGGGAUAAAGAUAGAGAAAACGACAAAGAGAAAAAAUCAGUGAUCUGUGUCGAAGGCAAUAUUGCAAGUGGGAAGACAACAUGCCUGGAGUUCUUCUCCAACACAGCAGACAUUGAGGUGUUCAUGGAGCCUGUGGCCAAGUGGAGAAAUGUCCGUGGCCAUAAUCCUCUGGGUCUCAUGUACCGUGACGCCUGUCGAUGGGGCCUCACACUGCAGACAUACGUGCAGCUCACCAUGCUGAACCAGCACACUCGUCCUCAGACAUCACCGGUACGGUUGAUGGAGCGGUCGAUUCACAGCGCAAGAUACAUUUUUGUGGAAAACCUGUAUAGAAGCGGGAAGAUGCCUGAAGUGGACUAUGUGGUUCUGUCGGAGUGGUUUGACUGGAUCGUGAGGAACAUUGAUGUGUCUGUCGAUUUGAUAGUUUACCUUCGGACCACUCCUGAGACUUGUUACCAGAGGUUAAAGAUGCGAUGCAGGGAAGAGGAGAAGGUCAUUCCGCUGGAGUACCUGGAUGCGAUUCACCACCUCUACGAAGAGUGGCUCAUCAAAGGAGGCCUUUUCCCCGUCACGGCCCCUGUUCUGGUGAUCGAGGCUGACCACAACAUGCAGAAAAUGUUAGAACUCUUUGAACACAACCGGGACCGAAUAUUAACUCCAGAGAAUUGGAAGCAUGGUCCGUAGGACAGGAAAGAUCCUGCCAGAAAAAUGCCUGCUGUUGCCCAGUUAGCUAUUAGGAGCAAUUUAGAAAAAUCCACUCUCGGGAGGGCUUUAUAUAUGGCCAGAUUUGUUUUCCUAAUGGUCCUUUCUCCUUUGCCAGUGUCUUUAUCCUGAGUUUCUGGCACUUGUGGGUAAAUGACAAAUGGCACCAAUGGGUUUGCUGUGCCCUUUGGUGUUCACAGCCUUGUAUUCUCCCUGGGGCCUCUCCUCGUGGUUUCCCACUGCUGGGUCCCUCUAAUGAAGGGAAGAGCCGUCUGACAUUAUGCUGGGCUCAUGGUCUCUAACCUUUCAGACCACCCAGGAGGGCGAGGUUAGUGGUCUUACAUCCCAGGGGAGGAAGUUGAAGCUCAGAGGGGCUGAGGGACUCCUCAGGGUCACACAGCCAGUAACAGUGUAGUCAGCACCAUUCAGACUUUUGGUGACCCCAGAGCGUUCUCUUGCCCCAGGCUGCCUCAGCCUGAGAGCCCUGCCUUCCGCUGCUGGAGACCCUUGCAUCUGCGUGGGGAGAGCCAGGGGUGCUUGGAGCCGCUAUCAUCAUUUUCUCAUUAUUUGAGCAGUUCUUGAGGACAGUUGGCAUUUCUAGAUGUUUACAAAAUUGUGCUGUGUUUGGCUCGAGGCCAGCAUUUAGUAGUGUCCCAGCAUAAGGCUGCUGCAGCUUGUACCACCCCAUCAUCUAGACUUCCACGUCCUUGGGAGAAUCACGCGCUGGCUCCUGAAUGGUGCUCGGUCUCCUCGGUGACAAAGGUCCUGCUUGAGCUGCUGCCAAUUCCACGUCAGGGAAAUGACUGUGGGCACCUGGCUGGCCUGCCCAGUGCCAGCUGGGGCGUGGGACCACCGGCCCUGGUUCUGGGGCUCCCUUACUUGUGGCUUUGUGCGAGGAGCUUCACCUUUGGAAUUACUGAGAGACACAAGUAGCCUUCAUUCUUUUUGAAAUGUUUUCCAUCUAAGGGGACACCUUGGGCCAUAGAACAUGAAACCAUCUUUAUUGACGUGGAAAAUAUCGUAGCUUUGCUCAGCUGCAACAAUGCAUUGAAGGCACAGCUGUCUCUUGAGUCAAGUAGGAAGCAAGAGAAAGGAAGAACGUUCUCUCUGGGGACAGUCUGGACAGGAAAGUCGGGGCUUGCCAGCAAAGGCUUCUGAUGUUUUGGAGGCAGGCGGGGAGAGCUUCAAGAAGACUGGCUGCGCACACCGGAGAGGGUCGACUGAAGUCUGGGGAGACAGGCCUCGGCCCCUCCCGAGCAGCGGUUGGUGUAGGUGAAGGUUGGAAGGCCUGGUCCCCGCCUCCGCGUGACUCUAGCACCUGUGCUUGCAACAGUCUGCUGCUCAAUAGUGACAGGUGCCCCUGGUGGUCCAGUCCCAGAGCGAGUGCUAAGAGGGCAAGCACUCUGGCUCCCGGCCCUGCCUGUCUGGACCAAUUCUUGGGACAUGUCGGCAGGAUGAGGGGCAGCAGCCCAGCGUGGGGGCUGUGUCUCUCAGCUCACUGUCAGUGAUGGACCAGAAACCUGGGGGAGGCGAGACCUUCUGCAACCGGGUAUGGUGACAGGCCGGGGCUGUCUUUGGGAAUUUGUAAGUGAAAGUCCAGGAUUUUCCCCACAGCUCAUUUUGAACAUCUGUUUCAGGGGUAAUGUGAUUUUUUAAAAAAAAAGUCUUGUUCUGUUGUAGCCAAUAAAUCUUUCACCUAAAUUUUGAAGUGCUUAA